Messenger RNA from Opisthocomus hoazin, 954 nucleotides. NCBI's taxonomy places the organism in Eukaryota, Metazoa, Chordata, Aves, Opisthocomiformes, Opisthocomidae. The record is from RefSeq and is a predicted model, not a curated record.
AUGGACAAAUCAAUAACACGCUCUUAUUAUCGCAAUUCUGUGGGUGGCUUGCUAGUGUUUGACAUCACCAAUCGACGAUCUUUUGAACAUGUGAAAGACUGGCUAGAAGAAGCAAAAAUGCACGUGCAGCCCUUUCAGAUCGUGUUUCUGUUAGUAGGACAUAAAUGUGACCUCAUGUCACAGCGUGAGGUUACGAGAGAAGAAGCUGAAAAACUGUCAUCUGACUGUGGUAUGAAAUAUAUAGAAACUUCAGCAAAAGAUGCCACGAAUGUUGAAGAGUCCUUUACAAUUCUUACACGAGACAUCUAUGAACUUGUAAAAAAAGGAGAAAUCUCAAUACAAGAUGGAUGGGAAGGUGUCAAGAGUGGCUUUGUUCCAAAUGUUGUACAUUCAUCAGAAGAAGCUGUAAAGCCCAGAAGGCAGUGCAUCUGCUAAUCUGUAGCAUGCCAAAGAGCACAUGGGGUGUUCAGAAGAUGAUGCCAACCUAAAUAACAGAAUAAUAAUUCUGAAACAAUAUUAGAUCAUGACAUAGCUGAAUCAUAGAACAGUGAUUUGGUUUUGUAUCCUUCUGUCUAGGUCAUAACUUCUUAAAACUUUGAGUGCUUUUUUCUUUUCAGAGUACAAUAACUUUGUGUGGUCUUCAGGAAAAGAAAUUAUAUAUUGCUAAAGGAAAAACUAAUCCUACAGCAAGACACUGAGAAAGCGCAAUAAUCGUCGUGACAUCCUCCUCUCUUGGGCUUUGCAUUUUGAAUACUGCUUAAAAUCAAGGCUUGCUAGGUGAGGAUCAGAUGAGCUCAUUACUUUUGUUCAUACCGCCUUAGUUUUGGACAAGAAUAUAUUAUACCUUAUACUUUUCUAAUGUGAUUCUUUUUACUCAAGUGCAGGGUUGCUAAUGACCAUUAAAGUUUAGAAUGCUGUAGAAUUUCGUAAUAAAUAUAACUCUAAAGAAAGCAA